Messenger RNA from Aspergillus alliaceus, 3930 nucleotides. Its product is annotated as rRNA-processing protein UTP22. Gene Ontology annotation, biological process: tRNA export from nucleus; rRNA processing. Lineage: Eukaryota; Fungi; Ascomycota; Eurotiomycetes; Eurotiales; Aspergillaceae. The transcript has a single exon. The record is from RefSeq and is a predicted model, not a curated record. Bases 113 to 3433 code for a protein of 1106 amino acids. Gene Ontology annotation, cellular component: small-subunit processome; UTP-C complex; CURI complex.
CUUAGGUUCACUUUCAUCUACAAAAAGUUGAAAGCGCCCUCUCUUUCUUCUUUGUUCUCCCUUCCACUUCAUCUCUGCUUGCUUAUACUUCUACUAUCUAUAUCCGUCUAGCAUGUCGGCUCAUACAGCGAAGAGGAGGAAGAUCAGCCCAUCUCCGCAUAUUACCCACAAAGACGAGCAAUUGAAUGCGUCAAGUCAAAAUGAUCCCUCAAAGACGACUAGGAACGAGAUUUCGGGUAUAGAUAGCACGGCUAGACGAGGAAACAAUGAUUGCUCUGCAGAGCUUGCGCUGGCCAGCGGAUUCUACAAGUCUAAUCUUUUCAAGCUACAAUUAGACGAACUGCUCGCUGAUUCGAGACCAAACUAUGAUAAACAUGUGUCAAGGCUUCAGGAUACCCUUAAUAGGCUUAAGGAAAUUAUUGAAAACAUACCUGAGAGACCUCCGAAACCCGCCUUUGAAGCCGAGAAGGAUUUUCGCAGCGUGCAUGGCAUUGUCGUUCCAUAUCCCGAACCACGUCCAGGGAAAGACACGAAGUAUUCCGUAUCAUAUAGCAAGCCAACAAACGUUAACGUGGUAGGGAGCUUUGCUCUUAGGACAGGGGUCAGAGCAUCAGGACCUUGCACGGUCGAUUUGGCGGUGACGAUGCCGAACACUCUUUUCCAGGAGAAGGAUUAUGUUAAUCGUCGGUAUUUCCAUAAAAGGGCAUAUUACAUCGCGUGCCUCGCGGCUGGAAUCAAGGAGGCUGGGAGCUUAGGCUUUGAGGUCAAAUUUGCACAACAGGACGGAGAUAGCCUUCGGCCACUUGUUCUCAUGGAAUCUAUAGAUUCCGCUAGCAACGGGUCCAAAGCCACGAGACAACAAAUUCGCAUCUUCACUGCUACUGAAGAAUCCUUGUUUCCCAUCAUCCGUACUCUGCCGAUGAAAAACAAUGUGCGCCAGGGUUCAACAGAUUGGCCUGAACAUCAUGAGCCUACUCCCUUUUACAAUGCAGCCCUCCGCUCCGAAGCUACAGUGGCACCCUUUCACGAGCUUUUGUAUUCGACGGCCCAGGUGUGUGAUUCUUUUAGGGACGCUUGCAUUCUAGGACGGAUAUGGCUCCGUCAACGAGGAUUUGGAACUUCUUUUCAAAGCGGCGGAUUCGGAGGAUUCGAGUGGACUGUUCUCAUGUCUCUUCUCUUUGACGGAGGUGGCAUCAACGGAAAGCCGGUUCUUCUAAAAUCGUACAGUAGCUACCAGCUAUUCAAAGCAACCAUUCAGUUUCUUGCAGGAAGGAAUCUGACAAAUCCGCUCCUGCUCUUCGCAUCCGAUGUCCCUUCUCCUAGUGGUACGCCUAUGCUCUAUGACGGCAAAAGGGGGCUGAAUAUACUUUACAAAAUGUCGCCUUGGUCCUAUUCUCUCCUUCGUCAUGAAGCAAGCACCACUCUGAGGAUGUUGAACGAGUCUCGUGAUGAUAACUUCGAAAAAGUCUUUAUCUAUAAAGUAAACGAACCUCUGCUAAGGUUUGAUCGACUUGUCGUACUCCCAAUGCCUGAUUAUGGCGAUAUCCUUCGGACCAUUAGUAACCAAAACGCCAUAUAUGAGGUCCUCACGAAAGCCUUGGGGGAUAGGGUGGAGCUUAUAUGUUUGUUUGGCCAUGGCACUGAACCUUGGUCUGUGGGGAGAAAAUACUGUUGCAGAAAGGCGAGCACAACCCUUUUUGUUGGAUUAAACUUGAAUCCUGAAAAUACGAUGCGAGCCGUUGAUCAUGGUCCGUUCGCGGAACAGAAGGAGGAAGCAGCAACUUUCCGGUCUUUCUGGGGGGAAAAGGCCGAGCUGAGACGUUUCAAGGAUGGUACUAUUCGCGAGAGCUUGGUCUGGUCUGACCAGCCGUCAUUCUCUAUAGUAUAUCAGCUUCUAGUAUACAUCCUUCAACGACAUUUCAAUUAUGCAGAAAAUGAGGUCAGGUAUAUCGGCGAUGAAUAUGACAAAAAGCUCUGCAAUAGCGGGGAUGGGAUAUUCUCGUAUUCUAGUCCUUCAUUCCAGCUGGUUACCGAUGCUUUCAAUUCACUGGAGAAAUCUUUCCAGGGGUUGGAUGAAGUUCCGUUGACUGUUAGACAGUUGACUCCAGCUAGUCCACUUAGCCGGUACUCAGCUCUUAGAGUCCAAAGCGCUUCUGGCGUUAUUCGUGGUCCCGUGGAUAUUGUUCUCCAGUUCGAAAGUUCCUCAAGGUGGCCAGAUGAUUUGGUAGCUAUUCAGAUGACUAAAGUGGCCUUUCUAGUCAAGAUAGGUGACUCCUUAGUGUCGGCUGGAGCUGCUUCGUCAUGCAAAGUUGGGCUAGAGAACGAAUCGAGCCGCAUGUUAAACAACGCCUUUUUGGACAUAUCCCACACAUCGGGGGUCAUUUUCCGGCUUAGGAUACAUCAUGAUCGGGAACAGUUAUUACUAGAGCGUCAGCUGAAAGAAAAAGCGGCGAGCCCGCAAGCAAAACAAGAAGUUGCAUAUACCCUAUCAGCGUACAAGCGACUCUUCAUCCAGUCUCCUCGCCUGACUCAAGCAAUUCGUACUCUAUGUACGCGUUUCCCCUUACUAUCACCCACAACCCGCCUCGUCAAACAUUGGUUCAAUUGCCACCUUUUUACCGGCCUUAUUAAAGAAGAAGUAAUUGAGUUAUUGGUGGCUCGAGUCUUUACUCAACCGUACCCCUGGGAUAGUCCUUCAAGUGUUAUGGUCGGCUUGCUGAGGACUCUUCAUUUCCUUUCGCGGUGGGACUGGCAGCAAGACCCAUUGAUCGUCGAUUUGGGCGGCGGGCUUGACCAGGAUGCUACUAGAGCUAUACACAAUCGCUUUUCAGGAUGGAGAAGCGUCGACCCGGCAAUGAACACUGUUGCUUUGUUUGUGGCUUCAGAUAUGGAUCCUGAUGGGGUAACUUGGACGCAGUACGAAAUGCCUCCGAAGGUAGUUGCAGCCCGGAUGUCCAUGUUGGCGAAGGGGGCCGUAAAGUUGGUGCGGGAAAGGGGCCUUGCCCUUACUAUUUCCGACUUAUUCGAAACAUCAUUGGCACCUUACGAUUUCAUUGUUCAUUUGCGCUCGAAAAUACUGGAUGAUCGCCCAGUGUCAUUUACAAAGUAUAAGAACUUGAACGGACCAGAUAAAAAGGGCCAGAGCGUCAAAUCCACAGCCGUGGAGUCCUUCAUCCAUGAUUUGCAAGCCUGUUUCAGUCCGAAUAUUCUCUUCUUCCAUGGAGACGAAUGUGAUGUGAUUGCAGGGCUUUGGAACCCACAGGCAAUGAGAUCCAGGAGCUGGAGUCUGAAAAUGGCAUUCUCGUCAUCCCCAUCGACAUUGAAAACUUCUGGAAAGGGCGAGGUUUCGAUCAACUGUGAUGCAAUUCUCAACGAAAUAUCUAGGCUAGGGGGUGCUUUGGUUGACAGCAUUGAAGUUUUGGGCGUAGAUUAGGGUUCUUAUGAAUCGUCUGUAUAUUUUCAUAUGUAUUGUAUUAUACCUAGGAGCGCCGUUGCAAUGCAAGCAUAUUGAAAUCAAACAAGAGAGUAAAGGUGAGAAUACAACACAACAACCAAAGCAAAAACAAAGCUUUUUUCUCUAAAAAUAAAGAGAAAGAAAGAGCGAAGUGUGACUCUUAACAUUACAUCACGUAUCAAUCUCUGUCCUCAGCCUUACGGUGCAGCUGCUUUCUCAGACUUCUCUAGAUGUGUCUGAGAUGAGAAUGAACAGAACUUGUCCUUGAUUGCCACAACCUCAUAAGUUCCCUCGUCCGAGGUUUUAAUCGUCUUGAUAUGUUCGAAGGAAAUGUCAUGCUUAAUGUCAAGUAUUUCCGAUUUCUUUCCUUUUCGUGCGAUAGAGCUACGAAUAUACCUAAAGAGAUAAUUAGUCUUUAGGUGGGAGCAAAAAAGAAAAGAAAAAAGACAAAACAUACGUGAAUUCAAAGGGUGGUG